Molecule: messenger RNA, 495 nt
Organism: Knipowitschia caucasica
Lineage: Eukaryota; Metazoa; Chordata; Actinopteri; Gobiiformes; Gobiidae
Source: the annotation of a GenBank genome assembly
AUGGCAGGGAUAAUUGUAUAUGCUCCAGUCAUUAAUGGUAUUGGGGGUAACCUGGUCUCAAUUCAGUCCAGUCGCAUCUCCACUGGUCUGCAUAAGAAGUACCCAUCAGGAGAGGUACCGGACGACCGAACUGGCUGCUAUAGUCCUUGUCUGGCUUUCUUUGGAUCAGGCCCAAAUCACCGCUCUGCUCAGGUUCUGCUGUCGCUGGUCAUUCCUGGUCAGCUCAUCUUUCUGUUCUCUAUCCACGUACUGAAAGGGGCGUACACGUUACCGAGUCCCCUGUUUACGUUUCUCUUCAUUUCUGCUUCAGUUAUUCAGGUUGUCGCCCUGCUGGUCAUAGCUGAGUACAUGGUUCACUGUUUAUGGAGAAAGCAGAAAGACCCAGACAGUUACUCCAUCCCAUACCUCACCGCUUUGGGGGAUCUGCUCGGCACUGGUCUCCUCGCGCUUGUCUUUGUAAUAUUGUGGUGUUCAGGGAACCCAGGCUCUACCUAA